Molecule: messenger RNA, 1248 nt
Organism: Colletotrichum siamense
Lineage: Eukaryota; Fungi; Ascomycota; Sordariomycetes; Glomerellales; Glomerellaceae
Exons: 1
Coding region: 1-1248 (415 amino acids)
Source: RefSeq, a predicted model, not a curated record
AUGCCGAGACAAGCUGCAGCCGAGGCAGCACAGCGGAACUCGGAUCUGAGCAGUCUCGAAAAGCUUCCUACGGAACUUCUGGUCGAGAUCGCCAAGCACCUACAAGAUGACGCCAACUUCCCACACAUCGGCCCGCCGCUGAAGUACAUUUCAGCAGAAUCUGUCGUAGAAAAAUACUGGAGUCGGGAUCAACUGUCUUACAAGCCUAUCGAAUAUGGAUCACAGCCGCCAGCCUACAAGGAAUUCAAGCGACGAAAUCAAGAUAUCCUCAACCUCACCGCAACAAGCUCACACCUCUUUGCCGCAUGCGGCACAGUGAUUUAUCGCACACCAGUCAUUCACGGCGAUGAUGAAAUCAUCGCAAGAUUCUUCGAAAGAAUCACCUCACAUCCUGUUGUGCAAACAUAUAUUCAACAUCUUUCCAUCCAGACCUUUUGGUAUGCGCAAACAUCCAUUCGCCCAUACUUCAAGCCAGAUCUGCUCAACAACCUGGUCAAUUUGAGGUCUCUAGAAAUUCGCGACUAUAUAGGAGUGUAUGAAGACAAUUUGUACAGACUGCUUCCAAGGCUACCCAGUCUAGAACGGCUGUCGAUGAAUGGUUUCUUCGAAACUCACGGGUUUCCCAUCCUAAGUAAUAUUCGAGAGGCAUAUUUCAACGACUGUAAAUUUCUUUCAGGGGACGGAGAGCAUAUUUUAUCGAGGCUUCCGUCUCUCAAGCUACUUUCAAACUAUCGCAGCUUCCACAGGAUGCCUGAGAACGCUUUCCUGGGUCUUGGGAGCACGCUGGAGACCCUUGUGUGGGUAGGAUACGAAACAAACCAUUCGAAUAUGGCCCGAGCGAUUUCUAGCAUGAAGGUUCUCAAGCAUAUCAAAACCAAUAAUCUUAGAUGGUUGCUUCCUAUCGACAUUCUUGGGGAUACAAAAUUCUUACAAUCUCAGCAAGAUGUUGGAAAUGUAGGACGGACACUGCAGACUUUGGAGUUUGUUCCGAUGUACUUUGACCGGCUAUCAUGGGAAUCUUCAGUUACGAAAGUUUUGCUUUCUCUCGAGAAUCUAAGCGUGGUCCUUAAUACUAACUGUCAGUCUCAAUACCGGAGCCUGCGCAUAGUUGACGUUCGCGCGUACACUGAAAUGGAAUUGGAUAACAACGGAAAAGACUGGUUCCGGGUGAAAAUCAACCGAAAGCAUUUGGAUCAAAUGUUGGGCAAAUUGGCAAGGGAUCUCAACGUCAAGGUCAUAUAUCUGUAA